UAAAUACUCCUAUAAAAUUUUAUACCAAUCAAAUAUCAUCGAUAAUCGACGUUGUUCACGCUCGAAAAUAUUUUAUAAAUUUUUCGCUCAAUAUUUUACUUUCAGCACAAGGAAUACGUAACGAUUCCAUAAUUCCUAAGCGUGUCUUCUUAUUGCGUGUUCAUGGGCUCCUGCUGCUUAUGCGGAAAGGGAGCGGCUCAGCUUCCCACCUUUUGUUCCUCAGCUGGCUGAUCGGAGUUUGAAUCAUGAUCUAUUCAAAUGACGUGAUGACGCUACAUUGGUGGAUGCACUGGUUUUGGGUUACGAUACAGAUAACCGUCAUCUUGGCCAAUCCUCUACCCUCGACCACUGAACAACCACGUGACGGAGCCAACAAUCAAAAAUACCUUCAAAGCACGACGGGGAAUCCCCUAUCGAGCUCAGAGGAUUCCUACGUUACGUCCACCUCUGCUAGACAGAACCUUAGAGUGGCCAAGGCGAUUGGAGUAAAUCCGCAAUUCAGUACGGAUACUCAAUCUAAAGAAGCUUCUGUAAAUGCCUCCGUGGAGACUUCCGGAAAUGCUACUGGUCUUGAGAAUUUCACUAGGAAUUCUAAUACGACGAGUUCAUCCAGAACGAACUUGACUAUCGACCAGAAUGAAAGAACCGGAAGUCGCGUGGUACCGGCUAAGAAGGACAGUAGGAUCACCUGGAUAUUCACGUCGAACAAGACCAGCAGGGCUAAGCUUGAUGAUGGAAAUUCCAGCUCCUUAUCCAGCACGGGCGAUAAUCAAGAUCUUACGGUGCUACCACUUCACGAGGAGACCACGAGGUUCAAACUGGUACUCAACAAGACCAGGAACUUAUCCGGGGAUGGUUUGACCGCUCGAUUCAAUACGUCUGAGGAUGUUGAAAUCGACGAGGAGACGGCUGAGCAAAGUGUCAUGGCUACUGCAGCCUCUGUCCUUCAAGCCAGCGUCAGUGAAUCCACCAGACUCAGCAGGGCUCGCAGUGCUUUCACGAGUGACUUUCAACGUGAUACCGAGCCCAAUCAACCAUCUGAAAACAAUAGCAGCAUCAAUUCUGGGUCAGGGAGUACUUCGGCGGUUGACAUCGCCGCCAUUACUGGAUCCUGUUUAGCCACUGUGGUCCUUCUGAGUACCAUGGGUAGCCUUGGUUUCAUUAUGUACAGACGAAGGUACCUCAAUCCACCUCAAACGUUAAAUAGCGACAAGUGCAGCAAUCCGGACAGUUCUGGUUACAUAGAUGACUCCACUAUACGGGACAACUCCGAGGAAAUGUACAGCCUGGAUAACGACUCGUUCCUGAAUUCACUGGAAGCGAUGACAAUACAGAAUUAUUGGACGGACAGCGUGAAGCAUACGAAACUGUGACGUCUCAGAGACUCUGCACGGAGAAUUCCUAAUAGUUAUGAAAGAAAAAAGCGCGCGAAAAAGACGUAAUUUAAAUCAAUAAGGAAAACAUCGUACGGGUCACUCUGACGGAUUUUCUUCGAGUGAACGAAAGACGAGAAGAAAAAAAUUAUUAACUAAGAAAAAAAUCUUCAACGUCGUGGAGAUUUUUAAAUUAGGUUUUAUUAUUUUUCUUAGAAAAAAAAAGUACCGUCUCCACAUUGCGGAGACGUCAUUCCGGGAAUUAGUAUUUAACAAUGGAUCUAGUGCAAUAGUGCGACGAUAGUUCGAUGUACUUUAUAACGGUACAAUGUAAUAAUGGGCGGGCAAAAACUUAGAGCGAUAAGUACAAAAUAAGACUUUUAGAAGUUUAGAGAAAUAGUAUUCGAGAUACGACGUACGAGUGAUGGAAGAAGGAAAGAAAAAAAAAUUGAAAAAUUAAUUGAAAAGAAUGGGGAAAAAAAUGUUGAAAGAGGGAGAUAAUACGGAUGGAUAAUGAUCCAGGAGUAAAUACUAGGGAUGUGUUCCAUAAACGACUGUAUUUAUGUGUAUCGAAUUAGAUACGAUAAUCGAUCGGUGCAAACGAUAAUUCUUCAUCUCGAAUAUCGCACGAGAUUUUAGGAUGACGUUUUAACCUUAUCAAAUUCUAUAUGUAAUCAGUGACCCAAUCCCUCCCUCUUUCUUUGACGAUACACAUGAAAAUAUUUCCAAGCAUAUUCUAUUUAAAAUGAAUUUUUUUCCCAAGUCUUAAAUCCACCGAUUUAUAUAGAUUCAGUUUAUUAUAGUCAAUUAGCCUAUUAUUGGUAUAGCUACGUUUCAACUGGAGGAAUGGUCUUCCUUUGUCGCCGAUAAAAUAAUAAUUGGACCAAAAUUAAUGAAGAAAAAAAUACUUAGCGUAGCUUUUAACGCCUUUGAGAACAUAUCCAGCUGAAGCGAAAGGAGGCUCUUCCGCACGGCUCCGUUUCAAGUAUUUACAAUAGCCUUCGAUUUACAAGCUCUUUUUUACAUCAGUAGGGUGCAAAUAUUGUAAAAAAUUAUCUCGGUCAAUGGAAAACGGUCGAUAAUCGUGAUGCUGGAAUAAAAUUACGUUGUCGACUUUUUUUGUUAUUGGCGACCUGACAUUGGGAUUUUGUGUUCUCGAAAAUUUUGCACUUGUAAAUUUUCUGCUAUCCUUAAGUGACGCACCGCGUGAGACUUUUACGGGUCCACGUUUUCUGGUAAUAAAGUUUAUUUUAAAAUAGACCUAGAUACAGAAGACACUCCUUCGAAUUACCAUAUUAUAUUUCUAUACGGAUUAGUAUUUGGAGUGAUCGUCGAUUAUGCGAAUCCAUUGUGAUAGAGUAUUUUUAGUCUCUAGCUUUUUCAGAGGCGUGUUUUUCUCUAGUGUUUAGACAGAUACUAAACAUUUAAGCCUUUGGAGCAACAGUCCGCAGUCACACAGCAACUAUGUUUGUUUGUUUGAUAAGAGAGAGAAAGAGAGAGAGAGAGAGAGAGAGA
Molecule: messenger RNA, 2888 nt
Organism: Cephus cinctus (wheat stem sawfly)
Lineage: Eukaryota; Metazoa; Arthropoda; Insecta; Hymenoptera; Cephidae
Exons: 6
Coding region: 246-1373 (375 amino acids)
Source: RefSeq, a predicted model, not a curated record